UAAUUUUUAUAAAAGUAAAAAUGGCCUUCAGAAAAUUGCACCUCGAUACAAACUAUGUGAUCAUGAAAAGUUUCCAUUUAAACUCGAAGUAAACAUUUCCAAGUCGCAGUCGUCAUUUGAUCCUAUUGCAGUUCAGUCUGAAAAUCAAAUAUUUCAUUUCCGGCAAUGUUUUUUUCGAGACAAUCGCAGUGUUGGAUUUUGUACUUCAUAUAUGUUUUUUUCUGGUGCACCAUCUGUGAUGAGCGAGAACAAAGUCCAACGGUCUAUGGCAGACGUGGAAAUCGUACCGGACGUCAUCCCCAUCGCCCCGGAGAUAAUGUUACAAGUUGAGUUUCCGAGUGGCGUGAAAGCGGAACUCGGCAACGAACUCACGCCCACGCAGGUGAAAGACCAACCUACAAUCAGAUGGGACGCUGAUCCGGAUUCGUUCUACACGUUAUGCAUGACCGAUCCCGAUUGCCCGAGCCGUACCGAAUCGCAAGCAAGGGAAUUCCAUCACUGGCUGGUGGGAAACAUACCCGGCUCAGACAUCAGCCACGGAGAGACGCUCACGGCUUUCGUCGGUUCCGGACCUCCGCUGUCAACGGGAAUCCAUCGGUACACGAUUUUGGUAUACAAACAACCGUCGAAACUCAUGUUUAACGAGGAGCGUAUAAACAACAGAACUGCCAUAAGACGAGAAUUGUUUUCAACCAAUAAAUUUGCGUUGAAAUACAAUUUAGGAACGCCGAUCGCUGGUAAUUUCUAUCAAGCUCAAUACGAUGAUUAUGUGCCAACUGUACAUAAACAAUUGGGAAUCGUUAUUGACACUAUGCUAAAGAAAUUACGGAAUUAAAAACAAUUUAUUAAUUGGCUUAAAAAAAUCAUAUAAUUUCCCGUGGCUGUCGCAGUGGGUCUUCAGCACUCAUAGUUCAGUCGUCUGAUUCGAUAAGACGGUUCUAGUCAAUGCGUUGUACAUCGUAUACAAGAAGAACA
This is a messenger RNA of Sipha flava (yellow sugarcane aphid), 975 nucleotides long. RefSeq names its product protein D3-like. Lineage: Eukaryota; Metazoa; Arthropoda; Insecta; Hemiptera; Aphididae. Bases 212 to 835 code for a protein of 207 amino acids. The transcript has 7 exons. The record is from RefSeq and is a predicted model, not a curated record.